AGUGGAGUCAGUGCCGUCAGUGGAGUACUGGAGUGCAGCAGUGCGCCGUGCGUUGCAUUGUGAUGAGAAUCGCUUGGUAGUGCCGAUUUGUUUGCAAUAAUGAUACUCUCACGAGGAUUAAAUUUAUUAAAAGUCACUUAUAGAAGUAGCCAAAGUAAAACCGCCGCGACGAAUCUGCGCUCCGUUAGGCUAUCCCACGGUGUUCAUGUAUAUCGAGAUAUCCCACCAGAAGACAAGAAAUGGGUGUACACAGCUGAAUUUUUCGGAGGUAUAAUGUGGUGGUGGGUACUGUGGCAUUUCUGGCACGACUUCGGCCACAUUGUCGGAGAAUUCCCGUAUCCGGAUCCAUCCAUGUGGACAGACAAGGAAUUAGGUAUACCGCCAGAUGAUUAUGAACCCGAAAGUCAUGUGUCAUAGAUAAUUUUACAACUGUGUUACAUGAAGGUAAAAAAAUAUAUUUAUCAUUAUACCGAAAUAAGAAUCUGCAAGGUUUUAACAUAGAAUAAAAGUGUUAUGUUUAUAAAACGUUAAAAUAUAAUUAUUUUGUUUUU
Molecule: messenger RNA, 551 nt
Organism: Wasmannia auropunctata (little fire ant)
Lineage: Eukaryota; Metazoa; Arthropoda; Insecta; Hymenoptera; Formicidae
Gene: Ndufb2
Product: NADH dehydrogenase [ubiquinone] 1 beta subcomplex subunit 2, mitochondrial-like
Exons: 3
Coding region: 100-417 (105 amino acids)
Cellular component (GO): mitochondrial inner membrane
Source: RefSeq, a predicted model, not a curated record